AUGUCAGAUGAUAAGGAUAUGGAAUGGGACGACAUUCUCAAGGGCAUUGAUGCUACCAAAGCAGAAGCCGACGAUAUCAUCGCCACGUUGGAGUCUGAUCGCAGCACCAUCGGCCAGACCAUCGAGGAGUGGUUGGCCAGUCCCUGUCCCCGCACUCAGGAGAAGGGUCUCAUGCUGUGUGUGCGUGCUCUGUUAGAACGAGAAAGUACUUCGUCACCGAGCUUCCUCCAGAAGAUUUAUGAUUCCCGCUUGGCUGAACGUAUAGUCCUCUUGGGCCUUGAUUGCGCCGAAUACCGUUGGCUCGCCGGUUUUCUCCUGCGUACUGAGGAUGAGCAUCCUGUCAAAAGGGCUGCUGCUGCUGCCACCGGGGGUUUAUCCCAAAAAGACCUGCAAGCUUUGAGAACCGCGCUAGCGGAGAUGGAAGGAGCCCCUGCCAUGGUCCACUUCGGCGACCCAAAACGUGUUGGCUCAUUGCGUCGUGCAGUGUCCCCCAGAGAAGGCGUGAAAGCCCUUGCUCGGG
Messenger RNA from Perkinsus marinus ATCC 50983, 520 nucleotides. RefSeq lists its product as hypothetical. Lineage: Eukaryota; Perkinsozoa; Perkinsida; Perkinsidae. The transcript has a single exon. The record is from RefSeq and is a predicted model, not a curated record. The annotation marks the transcript as partial.